Molecule: messenger RNA, 312 nt
Organism: Eublepharis macularius
Lineage: Eukaryota; Metazoa; Chordata; Lepidosauria; Squamata; Eublepharidae
Product: protein PET117 homolog, mitochondrial
Exons: 2
Coding region: 32-274 (80 amino acids)
Biological process (GO): mitochondrial respiratory chain complex IV assembly
Cellular component (GO): mitochondrion
Source: RefSeq, a predicted model, not a curated record
GGGCGCAUGCGCGCGGGACGCGGCCGGCGCCAUGUCCGCGGCCUCCAAGGUGGUGCUGGGCGCGUCGCUGCUGCUGGCGGCCGGGACUGUGGCCGGAGUCCACGCCCAGCAGCGCCGCCUCCGGCAGAGGCUACAUGAAGGAGUGGUCAGAGACCUUGAGAGACAGAAUCGUAAAAAAGAAAACCUUCGCCUUUUGGAGGAACAGAUUGCUUUGACGAAACAACUGGAAAUGGAAAGAAAGAAAAUGCGGUUGGCAAAAGGAUCCCAGCAGUGAAACCAAAGGAUCAGUAUUUCCCUUUGCACUUAAUUCUA